CGUGGGAAGUAAUAUGAUAUAUGUGGACGAAACAGAAGAGAAAGAUGUUACUGAUCUCGACUUAGCGUUUGAACCCAGAGAUGUUCAGGUAAAAAUACGCAAAGAUGUUAAAGAAGAAUAUACAUUGCACGACGAACUAGGAAGAGGCAAGUUUGGUACAGUCUACAAAUGCACGGAAAAAAGUACUGGUCGAAAACUGGCAGCCAAAUUUAUCGUCACUCAUCGGCCGGAAGAUCGCAAAGAUGUCGAAAGGGAGGUAGAAAUCAUGCGAAUGUUGCAAAUGCCUCGUCUUUUACAACUGUAUGAUGCGUUCGACAAUGGACAUAACGAAAUGUGCCUUAUUUUAGAAUUAAUUGAAGGUGGGGAGCUUUUCGAAAGGGUGAUCAGUGACGAUUUUUGUCUAACUGAAAAGGCCUGCUCCAUUUUUGUGCGACAAAUAUGCGAAGGAGUUGAAUAUAUGCACUCAAAGAACAUAUUACAUCUGGACAUGAAGCCAGAAAAUAUUCUGUGCGUGACGAGGACGGGAAAUCAGAUUAAAAUAAUUGACUUUGGUCUCGCUCGCAAGUACGAACCGGAAAAGAAAUUGCAAGUCUUGUUUGGAACACCAGAAUUCGUUGCACCAGAAGUCGUCAAUUUUGAUAAGGUGUCCUAUACAACAGACAUGUGGAGUGUUGGAGUGAUAUGUUAUGUACUACUUUCCGGUCUUUCACCUUUCAUGGGCGACUCCGACUUAGAAACGAUGGGAAAUGUCACCAAAGCCGAAUACGAUUUUGAAGACGAAAGCUUUGAUAAUAUAUCAGAUGUGGCUAAAGAUUUUAUAUCUAAAUUAUUAAUUAAAGAUUUAACAAAACGAAUGACGGCGAUAGAGAGCUUAAAACAUCCAUGGCUUAGGAAAGGGGAACCGAAAAAGGAUACAAAACUGGACAAGACGAAGUUAAAACGUUUUGUUAUCAGGAGACGCUGGCAGAAAGCAGUCAAUGCUCUUCUCGCUUUGAAGGCAAUGGGUGCGACGAUAUGACACCAGUCUCUGUUUAUCGCUCAAUGUUAAAUUUAUGUAUUUUUUUUAAUUUUUCAGUUUAUGUGUAAUCCAUUUUUGACUUCCUUAAUAAUAUGCAAGUAAUAAAAUGCAAUUUUGUAAAACUCGCAUAUAAUGAACACACUUGCUAUUUUGUUUCACUUGCAAGAAAAUGCAUAUUACAUCUUACGAAUAAGAAUCACAUUUUUUAAUCUUGUUGUCAAAUAGCUUUUAAUAGAAACUACCGAAAUAUUUCAUAAAUAUCUUAUGAAUAAAUUUUCUCUUCCUCUAUUUUAAUUAUUUUUAAAAAUAUUCCUAUCCGUCAGUGGUAACUAUGCAGAUUUUUCCGUUUAUUGUUCGGUAGUAAAAUAUCUUGAAACAUUAGUUUUGAAAAAGUUUUUUUACCAUUUAAGAAUGCAUUUCUUGCAAGGCUGUGUAGUUCCCAGAGAAAGAAAAAAAUUAUUGAAAAUUAAAGUUCCAUCUCAAAACUCAAAGGAAGUUUAAUUAUUUUCCUCUUUAUAAAUAUAUUUUCCCUCUGAUAUUGUAAUAAAUGCUGUCUGUUUAUGCAGAUAACAUUAUCAUUUUUGACCACAUUCAUUCAUAUAUGAAUGAUUAAAAUAUUAAAGAUUUUUUAUGAUUGGCUGGAAGGGUACUUAUCUUAAAUUGGGAUAACUGUUAAAAUCUCAGCUACAUUAGAAAAGCAAAAAAUGUUAAUUCGAAAUUUUAUACUGACUAUUCCAUAUUAAAUGCUACUGUGUUCAUAUUUAUGAACAAAUAAUUUUGAGGUAUCAUUUUUAUAUUAUAUGCACAUGCAUAUUAUAUGCGAGAUUUUUACAAUUUACAUUUUCAAAGUAGAAAAAAAAGUAUAUUUUCCCUUUUUUGUUGUAAGUAGUGUACAAUGCUGUUGUUUGAAUCAUUAUUUUUAAACUAUUCAUUAUAAAGAUUUUUAUUUUUUCUUGAAAACAGACCUGUUUAUAUGUGGACAUUUAACUAUAUAUGUCUCAACAUUAACAAAUGUGAUAAGUUAUUA
Molecule: messenger RNA, 2045 nt
Organism: Stegodyphus dumicola
Lineage: Eukaryota; Metazoa; Arthropoda; Arachnida; Araneae; Eresidae
Product: myosin light chain kinase, smooth muscle-like
Biological process (GO): positive regulation of apoptotic process; protein phosphorylation; intracellular signal transduction
Cellular component (GO): nucleus
Molecular function (GO): ATP binding; protein serine/threonine kinase activity
Source: RefSeq, a predicted model, not a curated record